AAACCUCACUUUUUGCCUUUCUCCUAGAGGCUACAGCUCCUCUUUCCAUCACUAAGCCAUUCUCUUCUUUUGCUGCCGCCACCAUGGCUGGACUGAGCCGACUGGGAUUAGCCACAGCGUCCCCUGCUCUCCACCGCCUCGGAAUGCUUGCUAGCACCCGUGCUUAUGGAUCGGCUGCUGCGGUUCAAUACGACUAUGAUUACGACUUCGACGACGAUCAUUCGGUGGAAGUAGGAAGCAGAAAGCUGAAUCGGGAUUCGUGCGUGCCGGAGCCGAGGCUAGACUCCGCGGCGUCGUCGGACUGGGGGCGAGGAGUGCAGUGGGUGUUGAUAGGGGACCCAGGAGCUCAAAAACACGUGUACGCAGAAAAGCUUUCGAAGCUUCUACAAGUUCCUCACAUUUCCAUGGGUACCCUCCUUCGGCAAGAGCUUAACCCUAGCUCUUCUCUCUACAAACAGAUUGCAAAUGCUGUGAAUGGAGGCAAUCUGGUACCAGAAGAAAUAAUUUUUGGGUUGCUGUCCAAGAGGCUUGAAGAAGGUUACUGCAGAGGCGAAACUGGCUUCAUUUUGGAUGGCAUUCCUCGAACAAGAAUUCAAGCUGAAAUUCUUGAUCAAAUUGCUGAUAUUGAUCUAGUUGUGAAUUUUAAAUGUACUAAAGACAACUUGGUGAAGAGGGAUUUUCUUACCUUUGACUCUAUGUCCUCUGUGACUGAUGCUGGAAGUGCCUUGAAGGAAAAGUUCCGUAUAUAUGCAGAACAGGGUAAGGCAUUGGAAGAUUACUAUAGGAAACAAACGAAACUGGUUGACUUUCAAGUGGCAGGUGCACCUGGAGAAACUUGGCAAGGCUUGUUGGCCACAUUACACCUCAAGCAUUUGGGUGCUGUUAAUUCUUCACAGAAACUGACUGCUUGAGAUGUUUUGCGAUCUAAAUUGGUUCAAGUCUGCCAUAGUUCCAUUCACAUGCAAGUGUAGUAGUAAAUAUGUACAUCAUGGGCACAAUGAGUUGUGUCUACUUUUGGUCUUUAUGAGUUAUAGGUUAUUAGAUAGUGCAAUUUUGAGGCUGUAUUCGUACGGUAAUUUUGGCGAGAGAUAAAAAGCAAAGAAACACUGGCAUGUAAGACUGUUAUACAACACAAGCGUGUUAUGUUUCCACUAAUCAGUUUCUUUAUUGUUUC
This is a messenger RNA of Hevea brasiliensis (rubber tree), 1174 nucleotides long. Its product is annotated as probable adenylate kinase 7, mitochondrial. Lineage: Eukaryota; Viridiplantae; Streptophyta; Magnoliopsida; Malpighiales; Euphorbiaceae. The transcript is spliced from 4 exons. Bases 84 to 911 code for a protein of 275 amino acids. Gene Ontology annotation, molecular function: AMP kinase activity; ATP binding. Gene Ontology annotation, biological process: nucleobase-containing compound metabolic process. The record is from RefSeq and is a predicted model, not a curated record. Gene Ontology annotation, cellular component: mitochondrion; cytoplasm.